Messenger RNA from Zingiber officinale, 1188 nucleotides. Its product is annotated as V-type proton ATPase 16 kDa proteolipid subunit-like. The record is from RefSeq and is a predicted model, not a curated record. Gene Ontology annotation, molecular function: proton-transporting ATPase activity, rotational mechanism. Lineage: Eukaryota; Viridiplantae; Streptophyta; Magnoliopsida; Zingiberales; Zingiberaceae. Gene Ontology annotation, biological process: proton transmembrane transport. Bases 194 to 808 code for a protein of 204 amino acids. The transcript is spliced from 4 exons. Gene Ontology annotation, cellular component: proton-transporting V-type ATPase, V0 domain.
UUCCCGAACCCUUCUCCCAAGUACUCCUCAUCUCGUGCAGCCUUCUCCAUCCAAGAGCGAGAUCAGAUACGAGGGCAUCCUCUACAGCAUAAACACCGAGGAAUCCAGCAUAGGCAACGAUCUGACCUUUGCACGCCUGCCUCUUCUUCCUCCUCCGCAGGAACUAGGGUUUCGUCGAGACUCCUCCGCCACGAUGUCUAGCUUCAGCGGCGACAAAACUGCCCCUUUCUUCGGAUUCCUCGGCGCGGCCGCAGCCCUCGUCUUCUCCUGCAUGGGGGCGGCGUACGACACGGCGAAGAGCGGCGUCGGGGUGGCGUCCAUGGGUGUGAUGCAGCCAGAGCUCGUGAUGAAGUCGAUAGUUCCCGUUGUCAUGGCCGGAGUCCUGGGGAUUUACGGUCUCAUCAUUGCGGUGAUCAUAAGCACCGGGAUCAACCCCAAGGCCAAGUCGUACUACCUUUUUGAUGGGUAUGCCCAUCUGUCUUCUGGCUUGGCUUGUGGUCUUGCAGGACUUUCAGCUGGUAUAGCCGUUGGCAUCGUGGGAGAUGCUGGAGUCAGGGGUUCCCUUGCUGCCUUGGCAAUUCAUCGGCAUGCUCUAAUUAUUGCAAGUGGUUCUGCUAAGCAAAUUGUGAAGGUUUUCAGUCUAAAAGGAGAGCAGCUAAGCAUCAUCAGAUAUUACCCUACUUUCAUGGCUCAGAGAAUAGGUUCUGUUAGCUGUCUCACUUUCCACCCGUACAGAGUACUCCUUGCUAUUGGUGCUGCCGAUGCCUGUGUAUCUAUCUAUGCAGAUGACACUUACCAAACAAGAUGACUUGCUUUUGGCAACGUUCAAACCUUCAGACCUGAUUAAGGAACAUGGAAAUUUCAAUUUAAUAAUCAAGGAGAUGGUAACUGCAUUUGCCCCAGAUUGUGACAUCAGGCUGCACAAUCCUGCUUUGAAUGUGAAAUUUGUAUCUUACAGUGUUCGUUAGCCUCCUCAAAAGAGGGUCACACUUCAUCAGAAUUCUUGCAUCACCGUUGGAGGCUCUCACUAAUAAUAAUAUUUAGGUAAAAGUUGUACAUAGUCUAUUUUAUGUUUAUGUUUUCUUUUUCUUAUUUAAAUUUUCUUGAUCAUUUUCUUGCUUUGUUUUGUUCAAAGUUGUAAAAUUGCACUUUCAUAUUAUAAAUUAAGUAUUGGCUGCUUUUAGGAAA